This is a messenger RNA of Trifolium pratense (red clover), 1062 nucleotides long. Its product is annotated as classical arabinogalactan protein 4-like. The coding region runs from base 266 to 712 and encodes 148 amino acids. The record is from RefSeq and is a predicted model, not a curated record. The transcript has a single exon. NCBI's taxonomy places the organism in Eukaryota, Viridiplantae, Streptophyta, Magnoliopsida, Fabales, Fabaceae.
UUUCCAUAGGAGCAUAAAAAAAUAGGUAGCAUUUCAAUUUUUUAAAACCCAAAAUGAGAAGGAAUCUUAAGCCAUUAUUAUUUUGAUGCAUUCAUAGCUGUCCGUCCACUUCUUUGUUUGAAGUCCCCCACUUCCAAACCUUACCCCUCUUUUUAUAUAUUCUCUUCUUUUUCAUUCAUUUUUCACUACUCUCUCUUUCUAAUCUUUUCUCUCCUUCACACACACCACUUUCCUUUCUAAAUUCUAAAUCUCUCUCCAUCCUAAAAUGGCUUCCUCUGCAGCAGUACAAAUUUUUCUCAUCUUGGGUCUUUUAGCCACUUCUUGUUUAGCACAAGCCCCAACUGCUGCACCAACAAAACCACCAACAGCAACCCCAGCACCAAAAGCUCAACCACCUGCAGCAGCAACACCACCAACAGCAACUCCACCUACAGCAACACCACCUGCAGCAGCAACACCACCUACAGCAACACCACCUGCACCUGCUUCCUCUCCAGCAACUUCCCCUCCAGCACCAACUCCAGCUUCUACCCCAUCUACAGCACCCACUCCUUCCACUGCUGGCUCUCCUCCUGCACCCACUCCUGACUCUCUAGGACCCGGACCCAGCGGAGCUGAUACCCCACCUUCUCCCUCUGCAGCAUUUUCCUACAGCAAACCCAUCAUUGCUGCAACUGCUCUCUCUGCAGCUCUUUUCGCCAUCGCUUUCUAAGAUUUGUCCAUGUGGAGGCUUUUUGGCCCUUGAUCUUACUUUUCAUUGACGGACGGACGGACGGGAUCUAUUUGAUUUAUUAUCCUCUGGUUUUUUAUUUUAAUUUGAGUUAGUAUUUUAUUUUUUGUUAAUUUUCGUCUUGAUGUGUUAUUAUUAUUUCUCUAUUUAUACUUUUCGUUGAUGUGUUUGUUGAUUCGACGGACGAGAUUGAUCUUCAUGAUUAUGAUGAUGAUUUAUUUUGUGAUUUAAUUUGUUUUGGUGUUCACACGUGUAUGUAUAUGACCGUGAUGAUGAUUUCAUUGUACAUCCAUUAAUUCAUAGAAUAAAACUGUUUGUCAUUCUUUUUACUA